AUGCCCCGAGCUUUCCUGGUGAAGAAACCUUGCAUCUCCACCUGCAAGAGGAACUGGAGCGAGCUCCCGGACGAGGAGAGGGGAGAGAUCUACGUGCCAGUCAGCCUGGGCUUCUGUCCGCCGCCACCCUGCAAUGACUUGGAGCCGUCUGUGGCGGAACCCCCUCCGUGCCCUCUGGCCCUGGACAUGAGCAUGAGGGACACCGGCUACGGAGCCGCCCCGGGGCCCUGCGUGGCCCGACUUCCCGCCGACGACCAGGGCCGCCUGCCGGACUCCCAGGCCAGAGAGCAUAACUUCCUGCGCCCCAAGAUGAAGGUGACAUUGGGUGACAGUCCCAGCGGGGACCUCUUCACUUGCCACAUCUGCCAGAAGGGCUUCACCUACCAACGCAUGCUAAACCGCCACAUGAAGUGUCACAACGACGUCAAGAGGCACCUGUGCACGUAUUGCGGCAAGGGUUUCAACGACACCUUUGACCUCAAGAGACACGUCCGCACGCACACCGGCGUGCGUCCCUACAAGUGCAGCCUUUGCGACAAAGCCUUCACGCAGCGCUGCUCGCUGGAGUCCCACCUGAAGAAGAUCCACGGGGUCCAGCAGCAGUACGCCUACAAGGAGCGGCGGGCCAAGCUUUACGUCUGCGAGGAGUGCGGCUGCACCUCCGACAGCCAGGAGGGCCACGUCCUGCACCUCAAGGAGCGUCACCCCGACAGCCCGCUGCUGCGCAAGACGUCCAAGAAGGUGGCCGUGGCCCUGCAGAACACCGUUACCACCCUGCUCCAGAGCAACCACCACCUCUGA
This is a messenger RNA of Tachyglossus aculeatus (Australian echidna), 801 nucleotides long. It is a transcript of the gene OVOL1, whose product is annotated as ovo like transcriptional repressor 1. Gene Ontology annotation, molecular function: RNA polymerase II cis-regulatory region sequence-specific DNA binding; DNA-binding transcription factor activity, RNA polymerase II-specific. Gene Ontology annotation, biological process: epidermal cell differentiation; regulation of transcription by RNA polymerase II. Bases 1 to 801 code for a protein of 266 amino acids. The record is from RefSeq and is a predicted model, not a curated record. NCBI's taxonomy places the organism in Eukaryota, Metazoa, Chordata, Mammalia, Monotremata, Tachyglossidae. Gene Ontology annotation, cellular component: nucleus. The transcript has 4 exons.